CUAGGAGUGCUGCAGGAAGAAAAGCUGUGCCUUACUUAAAGUUCCUGUUUCGGUGGAGCUUACAUUCCAUUUUCUAUUUCGUCAUAAUCCAUCGUAGAGUCGAGGAAAGCUGGGAGGACUUAGGCCUGCGGCUGGCAAGGAGUUCAGCUGCGACUUACAAGCUGCCGGGAUCUCAGCAGGGACUGUGAGCCGUUAUUCCCACUGAGGCCAGGUCUCCAUUCUUCUGUGUAGCCCUCGUCCCUGCUCUGAGUUCAGGGCUAUAGCCACCAGCUCGGCUCUAGGGAGACCCGCGAAUCAUCGGGCACGGUGGAGAAGCGGGAAGGCGGGGCCGGCCAGCAAGCCAACGAGCCCGGAGCUCCGGCUGUGGGCGGGCCUCGAAAGGCCUGGCCCCACCCCCGCGAGGCCGUCCUGCUUCUGCGCAGGCGCGGAGAGCGCGUUCCCGCCCCGCGGUACCGCCCACAUCCUGGGGACGUCGGCAGCGCGCGACGUGCUUCGCCGGAUAAAUGCGGUGGCGCCGGUGGUAGGAGAGCUUCUGUCUUGAGCGCCGGAGCGUUCGGGCGUUUGGUGGCGUCAGGUACUGAGCCUGAGUCCGCCUCUGUACCUGCCUGUGCCAUGGCGGACGAAGGGAAACCAUACAACGAGCAUGAUGACCGUGUUAGUUUCCCUCAAAGAAGAAAGAAAGGCCGGGGCCCUUUCCGAUGGAAGUGUGAGGGGAACCGUCGGUCUGGAAGGGGUGGUUCUGGUAUACGAUCCUCCCGGUUUGAGGAAGAUGAUGGAGAUGUGGCAAUGAAUGAUCCCCAAGAUGGCCCCCGAGUAAGAUACAACCCUUAUCCCAAUCGGCCUAACCGUCAGGGGGAUACUUGGCAUGAGCGAGAUCGAAUUCAUGUUACUGUAAGGAGAGACAAAGCUCAUCCAGAGAGAGGAGGGGCUGGGACUAGCCAAGAUGGGACCACCAAGAACUGGUUCAAGAUUACAAUUCCUUAUGGCAAAAAGUAUGACAAAGCAUGGCUCCUAAGCAUGAUUCAGAGCAAGUGCAGUGUCCCUUUCAACCCUGUUGAGUUUCACUAUGAACACACACGGGCCCAGUUUUUUGUAGAAGAUGCCAGUACUGCUUCUGCAUUAAAGGCUGUCAACUGUAAGAUUCACGAUCGAGAAAACAGAAAGAUAUCCAUCAUCAUCAACGCCUCUGCUCCACCCCGCACCGUACAGCUUGAACUGAAGCCUGAACAAAUAGAGCAGCUCAAGCUGGUCAUGAGCAAACGAUAUGAUGGCUCCCAGCAAGCACUUGACCUCAAGGGCCUCCGCUUAGACCCAGAUUUGGUUGCCAACAAUGUUGAUGCUGUCCUAAACCGCAGAAACUGUAUGAUGGUCACCCUGCGGAUCAUUGAAGAGAACAUUCCUGAGCUAUUGUCUUUGAACUUGAGCAACAACAAACUAUACAAGCUGGAUGAUAUGUCCAGUAUUGUACAGAAAGCGCCAAAUCUAAAGACCUUAAAUCUCUCUGGAAACCAAUUGAAGUCUGAGCGGGAAUUAGACAAAAUAAAAGGGCUGAAGUUGGAAGAGCUGUGGCUUGACAGAAACCCCAUGUGUGAUAACUUCCGAGACCAGUCUACCUAUAUCAGCGCCAUUCGCGAACGAUUUCCCAAGUUAUUACGCCUGGAUGGCCACGAGUUACCCCCUCCAAUUGCCUUUGAUGUUGAAGCCCCCACAAUGCUACCACCCUGCAAGGGAAGCUAUUUUGGAACAGAAAACUUAAAGAGUUUGGUCCUGCACUUCUUGCAGCAGUACUAUGCAAUUUAUGACUCAGGAGACCGCCAGGGUCUCCUAGAUGCCUACCAUGAUGGGGCCUGUUGCUCACUAAGCAUUCCACCGAACUCUGUCCGAACCAACUUAUCUGAAUACUUCAAAGACAGCAGAAAUGUGAAGAAGCUUAAAGAUCCCACCCUGCGGUUCCGGCUAUUAAAGCAUACACGUCUCAACGUUGUUGCCUUCCUCAAUGAGUUACCCAAAACUCAACAUGACAUCAAUUCCUUUGUGGUAGACAUAAGUGCCCAAACAAGCACAUUGCUGUGUUUUUCUGUCAAUGGAGUCUUCAAGGAAGUGGAUGGGAAGUCUCGAGACUCUCUACGUGCUUUCACGAGAACAUUCAUUGCUGUUCCUGCCAGCAAUUCAGGGUUAUGUAUUAUAAAUGAUGAAUUAUUUGUGCGGAAUGCCAGCCCUGAAGAAAUCCAAAGAGCCUUCGCCAUGCCUGCACCUGCACCCACACCUUCGUCCAGUCCAGUACCCACGCUCUCCCCAGAACAACAGGAAAUGUUGCAAGCAUUCUCUACCCAGUCUGGCAUGAACCUCGAGUGGUCCCAGAAGUGCCUUCAAGACAAUAACUGGGACUACACCAGAUCUGCUCAGGCCUUCACUCAUCUCAAGGCCAAGGGAGAGAUUCCAGAAGUAGCGUUUAUGAAAUGAUCACAGGAAAAGCCCCCUUGUAAAUAGCCCUUGGAUAAUAUUGUCUGGCUGUCUGUCAUCUGCCGUCUCCUGUGCAGCACCGAGGCCAGCCUGUAACUGUGACUGAGGAGGGAGGGCUGCCUCAUCCUCCUCACCUACCUUCUGGAAGACUUACAGAAGACUUCCGGAAGAUUGAGCCUCAUGGUGCCAGGAAGCCAAAGCUUACUUUGUAGAGCUGACACUAAACUACCCGAAGGACUUAGGUGCUCUGUGUACUUAACCCCAGAUUCCCUUUACUUUUUAAGAUAAAGA
Molecule: messenger RNA, 2754 nt
Organism: Microtus oregoni (creeping vole)
Lineage: Eukaryota; Metazoa; Chordata; Mammalia; Rodentia; Cricetidae
Gene: Nxf1
Product: nuclear RNA export factor 1
Exons: 21
Coding region: 613-2463 (616 amino acids)
Biological process (GO): poly(A)+ mRNA export from nucleus
Cellular component (GO): nucleus; cytoplasm
Molecular function (GO): RNA binding; protein binding
Source: RefSeq, a predicted model, not a curated record